Molecule: messenger RNA, 1364 nt
Organism: Coregonus sp. 'balchen'
Lineage: Eukaryota; Metazoa; Chordata; Actinopteri; Salmoniformes; Salmonidae
Source: the annotation of a GenBank genome assembly
AUGGGGGAAUGGACCAUACUAGAGAGGCUCCUGGAGGCUGCUGUCCAGCAGCACUCUACUAUGAUAGGAAGGUAAGAGCAAAAUGUCAACUGGAUUUCCAAUAACUACAGAUAUGCAUGUUUUAAUGGCUGUUGUUGGGGCUAGAUAGGUGGGAAGCAGAGACCGGGCGCUAUUGCCUGUUAUGCUUACUUUACCAAACAAACGCUUGUAAAACAUUUCAAAACACAAAUACAGAUGAAUGUCAAUGAGUAAAUACUUCAGAGUACACAGAAAUAUAUAACAAUGGCGCACUGACACACAUGAUAAAGGCAUAAUACACAUAGCAUCCGAACCAACCCCGGUGCUGAGAGCUAGCAGAACGUGAUCCCAGCAAAGAGCGUUCGUUUCAGCACUGGACAGCUCCUAAACACGCGCCUGCUUAGAGACACUGUACUGAAUCUCCAGCCAUUUGCACUAAGUUAACAUAAUUUACUGACUCUAUACUCAUACAUUGUUUGUUUGUUUGUUUGUUUUUAGAAUCCUACUAACUGUGGUGGUGAUCUUCCGGAUUCUAAUCGUAGCAAUAGUUGGAGAGACAGUCUAUGAUGACGAGCAAACCAUGUUUGUUUGUAAUACCUUACAACCGGGCUGCAACCAGGCUUGCUACGACAAGGCAUUCCCAAUUUCACACAUUCGAUUUUGGGUUUUCCAGAUCAUAAUGGUUUGCACCCCGAGUCUUUGUUUUAUCACAUACUCGGUGCAUCAGUCGGCGAAACAGAAGGAGCGACGGUACUCCACGGUCUUUCUGUCCCUGGAUAAGGAUCAAGAUUCAAUGAAACGAGACGACAGCAAAAAGAUUAAAAACACCAUUGUGAAUGGAGUACUUCAGAACACAGAGAACUCCACCAAAGAAGCCGAGCCCGACUGUUUGGAAGGUCAAAGAUAUCCCCAAUUCAGCCAUGAGAACUACUGGAAAGUCUAAAAAGAGUCGGCAAGAGGGUAUCUCGAGAUUUUACAUAAUUCAAGUGGUUUUCAGAAACGCGCUGGAAAUAGGGUUUUUAGUGGGUCAAUAUUUCUUGUACGGAUUCAAUGUCCCAUCGGUGUACGAGUGUGAUCGAUACCCCUGCAUAAAAGAUGUAGAGUGCUAUGUUUCCAGACCAACAGAGAAGACCGUGUUUCUAGUCUUCAUGUUCGCGGUCAGUGGCUUUUGUGUAUUGCUGAAUCUGGCAGAACUCAAUCAUUUGGGGUGGAAGAAAAUCAAAACGGCCGUGCGAGGAGUGCAGGCGAGGCGGAAGUCCAUUUAUGAAAUCAGAAAUAAGGACUUGCCUAGAAUGAGUGUGCCUAAUUUCGGUCGCACUCAAUCCAGUGACUCUGCUUAUGUGUAG